Messenger RNA from Fusarium proliferatum ET1, 1599 nucleotides. RefSeq lists its product as uncharacterized. Bases 1 to 1599 code for a protein of 532 amino acids. The transcript is spliced from 3 exons. NCBI's taxonomy places the organism in Eukaryota, Fungi, Ascomycota, Sordariomycetes, Hypocreales, Nectriaceae. The record is from RefSeq and is a predicted model, not a curated record.
AUGUCUUUCCUACUGCACCUCUGCUGGUGUUUCGUUGUACUCAGUUGCUUAAUAUCUACUGUUGUUUGUCAUGAUGACUAUAGGGACUUCCGCCAAAGAUGUCUAGCCUUGAAGCCGACAAAGCACAUUCACAAUUCUACCUUGACGCGACAAGAGUUUAUUUCCGCUGGUACAACAUUGCAGCUCUCAGACAACGUCCCGACAUGCAACCGCGCCUCCCAGGCCGUCACAGUCGACCUCUGUCGAAUUGCCCUCCAAAUCCCUACCUCAAAGCGGUCAUCAAUCAGCUUCGAGCUUUGGCUGCCCAGUGAUUGGAAGGGAUCGAGAUAUCUGGCAACUGGCAAUGGUGGAAUUGAUGGAUGCAUCAAGUACGAGGAUCUUGCUUACGGCACGACUAAUGGCUUCGCCACCAUGGGUACCAACAACGGCCAUAAUGGUACCACGGGUAUUACGAUGCUGAACAAUCCCGACAUUAUCAAGGACUUCUCAUACAGAGCUCUGCACACUGGCACCCGUUCCGCCAAGAAGCUCAUAAAAGCUUUCUACGACAAAUCACCAGCUCAUAAUUACUAUAUUGGCUGCUCGCUGGGCGGUCGCAUGGGUAUCAAGGCCGCAGAGAAGUACCCGAAAGACUAUGACGGAAUUGUAGCGGGAUGCCCAGCUGUUGACUUCAAUAAUCUCCAAGGCCAGAGGGCAAUGUUCUACCCAAUCACAGGGUCUGCAGACUCACCCAACUACAUACCCAUUGAAACCUGGAAAGGCCUAAUCCAUGACGAAGUUCUCCGGCAGUGCGACAAGAUUGACGGCGUUGAGGAUGGAAUCAUCGAGGUACCAGACAAGUGUUUCUUCAACCCAAAGACUCUGCAAUGCGGCCCCAGACGUCCCAAAAACUGCUUAAACGCAGCUCAAAUCGCUCAACUGCAAAAGAUCUACGCUCCUUAUACUUAUCCCAACGGCAAGCUCAUCUUUCCUCGCAUGAACCCUGGCAAUGAACUCCAGGCCGUAUCCAAGCUCAUCGCCGGCACUCCCUUCAGCUAUUCUGAAGAUUGGUUCCGCUACGUUGUAUACAAUGACCCCAACUGGGAUGCCAGCACCUACAACACGAACGAUGUCCGAAAAGCGGAUGAGCUGAACCCUUCCGACAUACGAACCUACCCUGAAGAACUACCCAAGUUCAAGAAACGUGGUGGAAAGUUACUGAGCUAUCACGGUGGUCAGGAUAACCAAAUCACUCAGUUCAACACCCAGCGUUUCUGGAACCACAUGUACUCUGCCGAUAACAACCUGCAGGACUACUAUCGCUAUUUCCGUAUGUCAGGCAUGUUCCAUUGCAACUCUGGUCCGGGCGCCUGGGCUGUUGGUCAAGGCGGUGGUGCUCCUGCUGCGGGUAUUCCUUUUGACCCCCAGCAUAAUGUAUUGGCGGCCAUGGUGGCUUGGGUCGAGAAGGGCCAAGCGCCUGCGAGUUUAACGGGUACAAAGUUCAUUAACGACACUGUCAGUAACGGGGUUGACUUUCAGCGUCAGCAUUGUUUGUACCCCAAGACACAGACAUAUGUUGGCGGCAAUCCCAAAAAGACAUCCAGCUGGCGUUGUAGAUAG